Benincasa hispida (wax gourd) is the source of this 1481-nucleotide messenger RNA. Its product is annotated as NAD(P)-binding Rossmann-fold superfamily protein. Lineage: Eukaryota; Viridiplantae; Streptophyta; Magnoliopsida; Cucurbitales; Cucurbitaceae. Gene Ontology annotation, cellular component: mitochondrion. The record is from RefSeq and is a predicted model, not a curated record. Gene Ontology annotation, molecular function: protein-containing complex binding.
UCACAUCGAGCCACAAGGGCUCAGACCUGUCGCAACCGUUACGGGACACGUUCUUCACUCUCAGUCUCCCCUUCCCCCAUUUGCUCUGCUAAAAAACUUCACAACCGUUGUUAAUUCUUCUUCUCAACUCUUCUGCUUCAUUCAUCGUCGUUAAUCUUUGAGACCAGAAGCGAUACACAUUUAGAGAGAAUUCGUUGGUGGGUAGAAUAUAACUAGCAGACAAGGAAUUGCGGGGAGUUUAAUCGGAAAUGAGUUCGACCCUUUCGCGGUUGAUCCAUUCGAGAUCAUUGAUUCCCAAGUUAUAUACAAUGGCUGCUUCUCGGGGUGGGAGACCAUUUUCGACAGACUCUAAUAAGAUCGACGAACCCUUCAAGGUUGAGGAAGCUGAAACAGUCAAUGUUCCCCCACCUCCAACUGAGAAGUUGCUGGUGCUGGGUGGAAAUGGAUUUGUGGGCUCUCAUAUCUGUCUAGAAGCUCUAAAUCGUGGCCUUACAGUUGCUAGCCUUAGUAGGUCGGGUAGAUCAUCAAUACGUGAUUCUUGGGCUAACAAUGUUAUUUGGCAUCAAGGAAACCUGCUUUCACCUGAUUCAUUGGAUGAAGCUUUUGACGGUGUUACUGCUGUUGUUUCUUGCAUUGGUGGUUUUGGCUCCAAUUCUCAAAUGUACAAGAUCAAUGGGACGGCAAAUAUCAAUGCAAUCAGAGUUGCUUCAGAUAAAGGACUCUUACCGAGACAAUACCAAUGGCUCACAGGUGUGAAAAGAUUUGUCUAUAUCUCUGCUGCUGAUUUUGGCUUGGCUAAUUAUUUGCUACAGGGAUAUUAUGAGGGAAAGCGAGCGGCUGAGACAGAACUCCUCACUAAAUUUCCUUAUGGAGGAGUUAUUUUGAGGCCGGGGUUUAUUUAUGGGACUCGUAAUGUUGGGAGCGUAAAGUUACCUCUGGGAGUAAUUGGUUCUCCUCUGGAAAUGGUUCUUCAACACGCCAAACCACUACACCAGCUACCACUCGUUGGUCCCCUAUUUACUCCUCCGGUAAGUGUGACAUCGGUGGCGAGGGUUUCUGUUCGGGCAGCAACAGAUCCCGUCUUUCCUCCCGGCAUCAUUGAUGUCUAUGGCAUACAAAGAUACAGUCAACACAAGUCGAAAUAGAUCUGAUAAGAGACUUCAAGUUUGUGUAAUGGGUUGAAGAUGAAAGACGGUUCAUUUUCUUGUAUCUGGUGCAAAUAAUAUCAUGCAGAGAUCUGCAAAUUCAUUUGAUAAGGCAUUUUCUUUUUGCCUCUUUCCCUUAUAAUUUUGUGAUAGGAGAAGAAGUGUCCUGAAUGGGAAGUUCUUUUGGAAACUCAAAUUAACUGUCUAUGAUGCUAAUAUUAUGAUGUGUUCUUCCCUGUUGGACUUUAUCGCAAUAUAUUUGAUGCUACAUCUAAGGUAAUAAACAAAUGAGAAAACGGAAAAUGUAUGUUUUAAGGAUACGUCUUAAACAGCUAA